This is a messenger RNA of Xylaria bambusicola, 1557 nucleotides long. RefSeq lists its product as uncharacterized. The record is from RefSeq and is a predicted model, not a curated record. Gene Ontology annotation, molecular function: FAD binding. The transcript has 5 exons. NCBI's taxonomy places the organism in Eukaryota, Fungi, Ascomycota, Sordariomycetes, Xylariales, Xylariaceae. The coding region runs from base 1 to 1557 and encodes 518 amino acids.
AUGGCCACAAUUGCUGGAGUCACAGGGACACAAACUCUCCCAGGCAGCCGGUCUUAUGACGACAACAAAUAUCAAUACGCGACUUCGACGUACGGUGUCGAGCGCGAUCUAAACCCGGCACUCAUCGUGAAGCCGACGACGAAGGAAGACAUCAUUCUUACGCUGAAGUAUGCCAAAGAAAAGGGCGUAGCGGUCGCGAUCAAGACUGGCGGCCAUCAGUAUUCCGGAGCGUCUUCAACCAGUGCUCCCAACAUUCAGCUUGAUCUCGAAGACACAUUCAAGGGACCUGAUGACCGUGCCGUCUUCCGCAAAGAUGGCAAGGCUUAUGUUCGGACGAGUGUGAGCUGGAGUCUCGGCGAAUUCAAUGAAUGGGCGACGAAGAACAAAGUGUUUGUUCCUCAUGGACAAUGCACAGAAGUCCAUCUCGGCGGCCAUGUUCAAUCCGGAGGUUUUGGGCAAUUAGGCCGCAGCUUCGGGUUAUUUGGAGACCACGUCCUAUCCCUUGAGAUCAUUGAUUCCGAUGGGAACUCCAAGGAAAUCACCAAGGCCGACAACCCAGACCUGUUCUGGGCGUUCCUGGGCGGUAGUCCUGGCAACUUUGGCGUGCUAACCCACUUCACGCUUCAAGUACACCAAGAUGAGGACUAUAAUGGGUCGAGAGGGAUGAAGGCCUUGUAUUUCUACGAUACCAAAACCUUGAAGCGUUUGGUAGACAUUCUAGUCGAGAUGUCCGACAAUGAGGACUUCCCGCGCAACUACGACCUAUGCAUCAGUGUCCUAAGCUCAGCCUUCCCCCUCCUCGACCUAUGGCCGGGAUUAGACGAGGUAAUGGCGCGUGAGCACCCCGAAUUAUACGGCAAAAACGGCGUCAUCGCCUGGCCGCGCGCGAUCAUCGUGUACGCGCAAUGGGUGCCGUUCGAGAAAGGCGACAAGUGCGACAUGUCGUGGUUCGAUCGGAUCAAAGAGGGAUCGGACUGGAUCCUAGGGAAGAACGAUGUUGAAGAAAAGCCGAUGUCACAGCUCACGGGCGACUGGAUCUUCCGCAACGUGCGGGAGUUCGAGAAGCCGUAUGUCAAGCGCACCUAUACGACCAACUCACACACGCUCGGCAAGGACGGUUGGGCCGACUGGGUCGUCAAACGCAUUGAUGCCAUAGUCAAGCCCGAGCAUAACCGCUGCUGGCUGUCUGCGCAGCUGCAAUGCUACGGCGGCAAGAACUCCAUGUUCACGCGCAAUGCGGGCAAUGGCACGGCCUACAGCUGGCGAGACACGACUAUGUGCGCUACUAUGGAUUGCUUCCAUAACCCCGAGACCAAGACACGCGCAGAAGACUGGCAAAAGGUAAACGACGAGGAAGCCAUCGGGCCCAAUGGCGUCUUCUCAAAGCAGGACCGUCGCUGGCUCUGGGGCUCGUACGGGGAUUGGAACCUGGACGCAGUGUGGAACACGUACCACGAGGACCAAGCCAAGUACGACAAGCUGCGGCGGAUCCGGAAAGAAGCGGACCCGUACGGCAUCUUCACGCCGAACCCCUUCUGCGUCAAGCGCGCCGAUUGA